Molecule: messenger RNA, 4978 nt
Organism: Chinchilla lanigera (long-tailed chinchilla)
Lineage: Eukaryota; Metazoa; Chordata; Mammalia; Rodentia; Chinchillidae
Product: complement C4-A
Biological process (GO): inflammatory response; complement activation
Cellular component (GO): extracellular region
Molecular function (GO): protein binding; endopeptidase inhibitor activity
Source: RefSeq, a predicted model, not a curated record
GGGCCGAGAUUGCUUCACUUUCACCCAGGGAGCCUGGGGUCCGGGCUGCUCCCCAGCACUGGCCUGGGGCCAGUUGCGGUUCUUGGUUGUCACAUGGUUUCCCGGCCUGCUGGGCUAGGGGAGGAGCAAGGUCCACAUCAAGCCCGCGCCUGCCCCCGGCUGACCAGAAGGGAGCAGACGGGCCCGCGGACUCAAGCCCUGCAGCCCUUCUAGCCAUGAGGCUUCUCUGGGGGCUGCUCUGGGUGUUCGGCCUCUUCACCGCAUCCCUGCAGAAGCCCAGGCUGCUGCUGUUCUCUCCUUCCGUGGUCAAUCUGGGGGUGCCCCUGUCGGUGGGGGUGCAGCUGCAGGAUGCCCCCCCAGGACAGGUGGUGAGAGGAUCCGUGUUUCUGAGGAAUCCAAGCCAAAAUAACGACCUGUGUUCCCCAAAGACGGACUUCACCCUCACCUCAGACACGGACUUCAAGCUCCUCAGGCUCCAGGUUCCUCGGAGCACCGCCGCGUCCUGUGGCCUCUUCAACCUGCGCAGAAGCCCUGAGGUCCAGCUGGUGGCCCAGUCACCCUGGCUGCGUGGCGCUCUGGGCAAAGAGACCGACACCCAGGGCGUCAACCUGCGCUUCUCCUCCCGCCGCGGCCACUUCUUCCUGCAGACUGACCAGCCCGUGUACAACCCUGGCCAGCGGGUUCAGUACCGGGUCUUCGCGCUGGACCAGAAGAUGCGGCCGGCCACAGACAGCCUCCUGGUCACAGUGGAGAACUCUCACGGCCUCCGCGUGCGGAAAAAGGUGGUGCGCGAUCCCUCUUCCAUCUUCCAGGACGACUUUGUGAUCCCGGACAUCUCGGAGCCGGGGACCUGGAGGAUCUCGGCCCAGUUCUCGGACAGCCUGGAAACCAACAGCAGCACCAAGUUUGAGGUGAAGAAGUAUGUCCUUCCCAACUUCGAGGUCAAGAUCACCCCCGGGAAGCCCUAUAUCUUGGUGACACCCGACCAUCUUGGUGAAAUCCAACUAGACAUCGAGGCCAGGUACAUCUACGGCCAGCCUGUGCAGGGCGUGGCCUAUGUGCGCUUCGCGCUGCUGGCUGAGGACAGUGAGAAGACGUUCCUUCGGGGGCUGGAGACGCAACGCAAGCUGGUGGAUGGCAAGAGCCGCGUCUCCCUCUCAAGGGGUGAGCUCCAGGGUGCCCUGCAGAAGCUGAACAUCAGUGUCGCUGAGCUCCAGGGCCUUCGUCUCUAUGCCGCAGCAGCCGUCAUCGAGUCCCCAGGGGGGGAGAUUGAGGAGGCGGAGCUCACAUCCUGGCGUUUCGUGCCAUCCAGCUUCUCCCUGGACUUGAGCAACACCAAACGCCAUCUCGUGCCAGGGGCCCCCUUCGUGCUGCAGGCCCUGGUCCGAGAAGCGUCAGGCUCCCCAGCCUCUGGCGUUCCCGUCAAAGUCUCCACCACACUCUCUGGGUCUGUUUCUGGCGUCCCAGAUGUUAAACAAAAUACAGACAGGACAGGCCAGGUCCACGUUUCCAUCCACGUCCCGCAGGGCACCACGGAACUGCGGCUCUUGGUGUCGGCAGGCUCCCUCUACCCCGCAGUGGCCAGGCUCACUGUGCAAGCCCUGCCCGCGGGAAGCUCUGGCUUUCUGUCUAUUGAGCGGUUGGACCAUCGGGCCCCUAAAGUGCAGGAAACUGUCGUCCUGAAUCUGCGGACCGUGGGUCUCAGCCGGGCCACCUUCCCUUAUUACUACUACAUGAUCCUGUCCCGAGGCGAGAUCCUGCACGUGGGCCGAGAGCGCAGGGCGGACCUGACCUCUGUCUCGGUGCUUGUGGACCACCGCCUGGUGCCCUCCUUCUACUUUGUGGCCUUCUACUAUCAUCAAGGCCAGCCCGUGGCCAACUCCCUGCGAGUGGACGUCGAGACGGGGGCCUGUGAGGGCAAGCUGGAGCUGAACCUGGACAGUGCCAAGGACUAUCGCAAUGGGGACAGUGUGAAGCUGCAGCUGCGCACCGACUCUAAAGCCCUGGUGGCACUGGGAGCUGUGGACACGGCUCUGUAUGCCGUGGGAAGCAAGACUCACAAACCUCUCAACAUGGCCAAGGUCUUUGAAGUCAUGAACAGCUACAGCCUCGGCUGCGGCCCUGGGGGUGGCGACAGUGCCCUUCAGGUGUUCAAGGCCACGGGCCUGGCCUUCUCUGAUGGAGACCUGCGGACGUCCGUCAGGGAGACUCUGCACUGUCCCAAGGAGGGGAAAACCAGGCAAAAGAGAACUGUGGACUUCCAGAAGGCCACCAGUGAGAAGUUGGGCCAGUACACUUCCCCAGAGGCCAAGCGCUGCUGCCAGGAUGGACUGACGCGGCUGCCCAUGGCGCGCUCCUGUGAGCAGCGAGCGGCUCGCGUGCCGCAGCCGGCCUGCCGGGAGCCCUUCCUGGCCUGCUGCCAGUUUGCUGAGAACCUGCGCAAGAAGAGCUGGGCCGAGAGCCCGGGGGGCCUCGGGAGAGCCCUGGAGGUGCUGCAGGAGGAGGAGCUGCUGGAGGAGGACGAGAUCCGGGUGCGCAGCUUCUUCCCAGAGAACUGGCUGUGGAGGGUGCUGACCGUGGACCGCUCCCAAACGUUGACGGUGUGGCUCCCUGACUCCAUGACCACGUGGGAGAUCCAUGGCGUCAGCCUGUCCCAAAGCACGGGCCUGUGCGUGGCCACGCCGGCCCGACUCCGAGUGUUCCGUGAGUUCCACCUGCACGUCCGCCUGCCCGCCGCUGUCCGCCGCUUUGAGCAGCUGGAGCUGCGGCCCGUCCUGUACAACUACCUGCAGCAGAACCUGACCAUGAGUGUCUACAUCGCCCCUGUGGAGGGGCUGUGCCUGGCCGGGGGCGGAGGGCUGGCUCAGCAGGUGCAGGUGCCCGCGGGCGCCGCCCGGCCCGUGCCCUUCUUCGUGGUGCCCACCACAGCUGCUGCCGUGUCCCUGAAGGUGGUGGCUCGAGGGACCUCCCUUGUGGGGGAUGCGGUGGCCAAGGUUUUGCAAAUUGAGAAGGAAGGGGCCAUCCACAAGGAGGAAAUCAUCUAUCAGCUCAACCCCCUGGACCACCGAGCCCGGACUUUGGAAAUUCCGGGCAGCUCCGAUCCCAACAUGAUUCCUGACGGAGACUCGAGCAGCUUCGUCAGGGUCACAGCCUCGAACCCGCUGGAGACCCUGGGCUCUGAGGGCGCCCUGUCCCCCGGAGGGAUAGCUUCUCACCUGAAGCUUCCCACGGGCUGCGGCGAGCAAACGAUGACCCUCUUGGCUCCAACGCUGGCUGCCUCCCGCUACCUGGACAAGACGGAGCAGUGGAGCAGACUGCCCCCCGAGACCAAGGACCGCGCUGUGGAUCUGAUCCAGAAAGGCUACAUGAAGAUCCAAGAGUACCGGAAGUCGGAUGGUUCCUACGCGGCCUGGUUAAGCCGCGACAGCAGCACUUGGCUCACAGCCUUUGUGCUGAAGGUGCUGAGCUUGGCCCAGGAGCAGGUGGGGGGCUCUCCUGAGAAGCUGCAGGAGACGGCCGGGUGGCUGCUGUCCAAGCAGCAGGAGGACGGCUCCUUCCACGAUCCCUGCCCAGUUAUGCACAGAGGCAUGCAGGGGGGCUUGGUGGGAGCAGAUGAGACGGUGGCACUUACUGCCUUCGUGGUCAUCGCCCUCCAGCACGGGCUGGCCGCCUUCCAGGACCAGAGCGCAGAGCAGCUGAAGCAAAGGGUGAAAGCCUCCAUCUCAAAGGCAGACGAGUUCUUGGGAAGCAAAGCAAGCGCCGGGCUUCUGGGCACCCACGCAGCCGCCAUUACGGCCUACGCCCUGACGCUGACCGAGGCCCCCCAGGAGCUGCAGGAUGUCGCUCACAACAGCCUCAUGGUCAUGGCCCAGGAGAUUGGCGAUAAACGGUACUGGGGCUCGGUCAUCACUUCUCAGAGCAAUGCUGUGCCGCCCACCCCGGCUCCUCUCAGCCCAACAGACCCCGUGCCCCAGGCCCCAGCGCUGUGGAUCGAAACCACGGCCUACGGCCUGCUGCAUCUGCUGCUCCGGGAGGGCAAGGACGAGCUGGCUGAGCAGGUGGCCAACUGGCUCACCCAUCAGGGCAGCUUCCACGGCGGCUUCCGCAGCACGCAGGACACAGUGAUCGCCCUGGACGCCCUGUCUGAGUACUGGAUCGCUUCCCAUACCACCGAGGACAAGGAGCUCAAUGUGACCCUCAGCGCCAUGGGCCGCAGUGGCGUCAAGUCCCACGUCUUGCAGCUGAACAACCAUCAAAUUAAGGGCCUGGAGGAGGAGCUGCAGUUCUCCCUGAGCAGCAAGAUCAGUGUCAAGGUGGGCGGGAACAGCAAAGGAACUCUGAAGAGCGCAGGUGUGCUAUAUUCUACGGGGCACCAAACAAGGGCAAGCUGCUGUCCACCUUGUGCUCCGGUGACGUCUGCCAGUGUGCGGAGGGGAAGUGUCCGCGACAGCGCCGCGCCCUGGAGCGGGGGCUGCAGGACGAGGAUGGCUACAGGAUGAAGUUCGCCUGCUACCACCCGCGCGUGGAGUACGGCUUCCAGGUCCGGGUCCUCCGAGAAGAGGACAGAGCUGCCUUCCGUCUCUUUGAGACCAGCAUCACCCAAGUGCUGCACUUCACCAAGGACACCAAGGCCGCUGCUGGGCAGACCCGCAACUUCCUGGUUCGAGGCUCCUGCCGGCUCCGCCUGGAGCCCAGCAGGGAGUACUUGAUCAUGGGCAUGGAUGGGGCCACCUACGACCUCAAGGGAGACCCCCAGUACCUGCUGGACUCCAAGAGCUGGAUCGAGGAGAUGCCCUCGGAGCGGCUGUGCCGGACCACGCGCCAGCGGGCAGCCUGCGCCCAGCUCAGCGACUUCCUCCAGGAGUACAGCACCCACGGCUGCCAGGUGUGAGGCGCUGCCGCCCCACCGGAGGAGCCUGAGCGGGGCGAGGGGGUGCUCAGCCGGGCUGGGAGUCUAAUAAAAGCCUUUGCCAAAGUG